AUGUCUGAAUACGGUAUUCCGGACGCGCUCAGCUCAGGAACCGAAAUAAACGCCUUACCAACCACCGACGACGCGAGCGGUGAUGCGCCCGUGUUUCCUUCACUACAAAACAAUGGAGCUACAAGCCCACGAUCUUCCGAAGCCGCUGGCGGUCCUACGAUCGAGGAAGACGAUAACGACGACGAGCCAGCGGUAGCGAAGCCCUUUGUCCGAACGACAAGUCCUGACCCAUCCACCAGGGCCUUUCCAGAUACAUUUGACGACCGUGUCCCCGAUCGGCUGAUUUACAAGAUGCAUAAGUUCAGUCUGUACGAGACAGCCAGUCGAUAUUAUAUUGUCGGUGUGGACGUCAGCGAAAAGCGGUACCGGAUACUCAAGAUUGAUCGCACUACCGAAGGCGCAGAGCUCAAUGUGACAGACGACAAGAUUGUUUAUAGUCUCAAAGAAAUGAAUCAACUGCUGGAUACCAUAGACGACGGAAACCGAAGCACGGGCGGCAUCAAGCUUCGCUGUACGACAUGGGGUUUACUGGGGUUCAUCAAAUUCACUGGACCUUACUACAUGCUACUCAUCACCAAGAAAAGCACUGUCGCAAUGGUGGGAGGACACUAUAUAUAUCAGAUUGAAGGGACCGAGCUGGUUCCUCUUACGCCAUCCAAGUUCAAGCCCGACGCUCGCAAUACUGAGGAGCAGCGAUUCCUCGGUAUCUUAAAUAAUCUCGACCUGACCCGCUCUUUCUACUAUAGCUAUUCUUAUGAUGUUACGCGGACGCUGCAGCAUAAUGUUAUCCGGGAACGUGAGGCUUUGGCCAAAGGUAUGCUCCCACCGGAUGACGAUGACUUCAACUCUAUGUUUGUGUGGAAUGACUACUUGCUACAACCCGCCGUUGCUGCCCUACGCGAUCCAUAUGACUGGUGUCGUCCUAUCAUCCAUGGCUAUAUCGACCAAGCAGCUCUCUCGAUAUAUGGACGUACUGCGCACAUCACGGUUAUCGCUAGGCGGUCGCGCUACUUUGCCGGCGCCCGUUUCCUGAAGAGAGGAGCUAACGAUCUCGGUUACGUUGCCAACGAUGUUGAAACCGAACAGAUCGUGGCUGAAUCUCUAACGACAUCAUUCCACGCACCUGGGCCCGAACUAUAUUGCAGUCCGCAAUAUACCUCCUAUGUUCAACACCGAGGAAGUAUUCCGCUUUAUUGGACUCAAGACAGCACUGGAGUCACACCCAAGCCCCCAAUAGAGCUCAACUUAGUUGAUCCUUUCUAUGGAGCGGCUGCACUACAUUUCAAUAAUUUAUUUGAGCGAUACGGAGCACCAAUUUAUGUCGUCAAUUUGAUCAAGUCCAAGGAACGCACACCGCGCGAAUCGAAGCUGUUGGAGGAGUACACACAUGCAAUCAACUACCUUAAUCAAUUCUUGCCAGAAGACAAGAAGAUAAUCCACAAAGCUUGGGAUAUGAGUCGUGCCUCAAAAGUGCGUGGAGGGGACGUCAUAGGCAAUCUCGAACUUAUCGCAGAAUCAGUCCUUACUACUACAGGCUUCUUCCAGAAUGGCGACGGGUUGACAAGCCCCAUGACAGCGCAGAACGGAGUGGCUAGAACGAAUUGCAUCGAUUGCUUAGACCGUACCAACGCUGCGCAGUUUGUCAUCGGGAAGAGAGCGCUUGGUCACCAGCUUCACGCUCUUGGUAUAUUGGAGGAUACAUCGGUCGAUUAUGAUACAGAUGCGGUCAAUUUGUUCACCCACAUGUGGCACGAUCAUGGCGAUACCAUUGCUGUUCAGUACGGUGGCUCACAGCUAGUCAAUACUAUGGAAACAUAUCGCAAGAUCAACCAAUGGACCAGUCAUUCACGAGAUAUGAUCGAAAGCUUCAAGCGGUACUACAACAACUCUUUCCUCGACAGUCAGCGCCAGGAGGCAUACAACUUGUUUCUUGGCAAUUACAUCUUCGUUCAAGGCCAACCGAUGUUAUGGGACCUGGCCACUGAUUACUACCUACAUCAUGCCGAUCCGCGAGACUGGUCGGCCAGAAUGAAACAUGACUACAUCAAUUGGUACGUUCCAGCUCAUUUGCAGGAACGAACUGUACCACCAUACGUACCAAGCAAGGAUAUUGCUCGCGUUCACCCAGUCGAGUUUUUUGACGAUUAUUGGUUAGAGUAUUAUAGACCUUCCACCCUCUCUUCCUUUCCUAAAAUGUUUGCCUAUAAGAUGAAUUCGACUAUCAAAUACAUCCCCCUGAAAUCAACCCAGGAUGGCCGCUACGACCUGAGCCCCUUUAGAGUCCGCACAGACAACGAUGUCGAGCAUGGCGAGAAGAAGAAAGCUAAGAAAGACGCUUCUUUACGAGGUGUGACAGGAGUGAACGGGGUGUCGGACACAACUUCGGGCGGGCCACAAGCGAAAGGCAUCUCUCUCCAGCGUUGGCUACAACCCACACAAGAUAAGCAUCUUCUCAGCAGCUCCCUGCGAUCAGAUGCAAGCCAGUCCUUGAAAGCGUCCGACCAAGAUCCUCAUGCGAAACCGACCGCACUGGAAAAGUCCAAGGCUGCACAAUGGACCUUUACCAAAGCUGUACACGAUUCGUUGAAUCCAUCCGUUGCCGAACAAGAGUCUGAAGAUUAUGAGCGGUAUAUCAAACAUCCUCAAAAUCUCCCUCUUGUAAUUUCGAGUGACACGCCUGUCGACGUGGACGCAUCCGAAUACCAGGAAUAUCUAAGUGGUGGCUGGCAAGAUGAGGGUUUAAUGGUCAAGGGCACGGAAGAAGAGAUCGAUGUUUAUGCCGAACUACUCAAGGUAGGGGAGAAUCCCCUGACAGUAACCGAGGAGGACGGUCCCAAGAAACGAUACAAAGCUUAUAGGAAAUGGCUGCGUGGAAAGUCUUUCUUCAAGCAGCAACCACUUGACUAG
Messenger RNA from Fusarium poae, 2907 nucleotides. RefSeq lists its product as uncharacterized. The transcript has 3 exons. Lineage: Eukaryota; Fungi; Ascomycota; Sordariomycetes; Hypocreales; Nectriaceae. The record is from RefSeq and is a predicted model, not a curated record. Gene Ontology annotation, biological process: phosphatidylinositol dephosphorylation. Gene Ontology annotation, cellular component: intracellular membrane-bounded organelle. Bases 1 to 2907 code for a protein of 968 amino acids. Gene Ontology annotation, molecular function: phosphatidylinositol-3,5-bisphosphate 5-phosphatase activity.